AUGACCUCUCAACCUCCUUCAACACCUAGUCCUGCCCCCGAGGUAGCAGAAGCUGCUUCGUCUAAGAUCGAACCGACGCAAGAGAAUGUGCGCCCUGCUCCUGCUCGCCGUCCUCGACCUCAAAGGCCCAAUUAUAAACACAUCCAUCGCUUUCCUCUCCCUCUUACCGUCCAGUCGUUGCCUCCUUUGAUUCCGCAUAAUCCUCUCUCCGUCAUCAGCGUCGCUCUGUCAUACUUGACCUACUUGAUUUCGCCGCCACACCAAGAGCUCUACUCCGCCUAUUUCGACUCGAAUACAUCCUCUGUUCAUGUUACGGAUGAGAAGACAAUCAGAGCGCUAUGGGAGAUGGGCUUCUUUGGCAAGGGCUCGCUGAGUCGCAGUGAGCCCAGUUGGUUGGAGCGGGAAAAGAAGCGAAGGGGUCAGUUCGGUGGGAAGACCAGUGAGGAUGUUACGCGGGAGAGGAGAACGGAACGGCGCGAGUUGAAGCUCGAGAGAGCGCGCAUGGAGAAGCUUGCCAUUGAACAGCAACUUCAGGCCGAGGCUGCUGCUAAGGAAAACGGUACUGCAUCCCCUGACGUGGAUGCAGACAAUACUAGUAAUGGGACUGCUAGUACCACGGAAAAGUUCUCCCUUCGAAAGGCUCGUGAAGCGAAGAUGCUCGAGUCGCAGCAGUCGGGGGAGCAGACUCCGAUGGCAGAUUCCGGGAAUGCAUCGCCUGGAAGGAAAACAGUGCGGUUCUCACCUGUUGUGCAGGAGAAGCAGUUUAUCUCUGAUUCCGCCGUUCUGCAACUGCCCGAGUCACUCAUCGACGGGCACAAGGCCGACGAGGAAUUUCUGUUGAAAAAUGAAGAGCACCUUCAGCUGUCCAACGAAGAGGCUCUCUUCCUUGCUUACGGACUUGGCGCCCUCCAGGUCUAUGACUGUGACCAAAAAAAUACAAUCCCUACAUCUUCUUUACUCACAUUAUUCCGCCAACACUCAUACUUCCCUCCCCGGAGUCCUGCCGCAAACCUGGACCCAGACGACCCUUUCCUCGUCUCCUACGUGGUGUACCACCAUUACCGAUCUCUUGGUUGGAUUGUUCGUUCCGGCGUGAAGUUCGGAGUGGACUACCUCCUCUACAACCGCGGACCUGUUUUCUCGCAUGCUGAGUUCGCCCUCGUGGUUAUCCCGUCAUACGCCCGCCCCUACUGGUCUGAAACUGAAGAGCGCAGGGCGCACGCCGAAGAGAAGCAGGCGCGCAGCUGGUGGUGGCUUCACUGCGUUAACCGUGUACAGGCGCAGGUGAGAAAGAGCUUGGUGAUCUGCUAUGUGGAAGUGCCACCCCCGGAUGAUGCUCAGGCAUUAGAGAAUGAUAUCGGGGCCUUGCUUGGUCGCUAUAAGGUACGGGAUGUUACGAUCAAGCGAUGGGUUCCAAACCGGAGUCGGGAUUAG
Molecule: messenger RNA, 1434 nt
Organism: Aspergillus chevalieri
Lineage: Eukaryota; Fungi; Ascomycota; Eurotiomycetes; Eurotiales; Aspergillaceae
Gene: sen2
Product: tRNA splicing endonuclease subunit SEN2
Exons: 1
Coding region: 1-1434 (477 amino acids)
Biological process (GO): tRNA-type intron splice site recognition and cleavage; tRNA splicing, via endonucleolytic cleavage and ligation
Cellular component (GO): tRNA-intron endonuclease complex
Molecular function (GO): nucleic acid binding; tRNA-intron lyase activity
Source: RefSeq, a predicted model, not a curated record